GCGCCUGCCCGGGGCGGGUGGCCGUGCGGGGACUGGGCGCGCCCGUCGCCCAGGUGAGACCCGCCUCCCGCGGACAGGUGGGGACAGGGGCCACGUGCGGCCUCAGGCGAGAGGGAAGGUGUUCACGCAGGGGUCGGCCUUGAGAAGACAGAAAUGAAAACUCAUGGAAAUAAAUACCACUACCUGGUGGUUAGAGUUAUCACCCGUUUGCCUUCCUUAAGCCCGUGAGGUAGUGGAUGGGUUUUUCUCCCACAAAUGCUCAGAAAUUGCCCCUCACCCCCGAGCUCCCAAAGAGAGUUUAAAACGGUAGAAACAAGUGUGUGAUCAGAGACACGUGGACCUAUGUGUGUAUUUAAAGCUGCCAACCUUGUUUUAAAAAAAAACUACAUUGGCUUAAGCCAGACUCAGGUGAAUUUAGAGAACCCAGUUUGGUUCCUGAAGGUGUUUUUAAGGAUGACAUGGAAAGGCACCAGUGGUUUCGUGAUGAACUCUGAAAGGUAGCAGUGACAGUCCUGCGAGAAUGCAGUGGUGUAAACGCUUUUGAAAAGGGAGGCGCCCCGCCCGGCGCACACGCCGCUACCAUAUUUUGUUUCAAGCUCGGACAUUUUCACGUUUCACGUUUUCGCUGCUUCACUCCUUCCCCAGAUUUCCCGACGUCGCUGCCUCAUGGUGAAAGAUGAAGAAGUACUAGCUCUAUAAUUCAGAUUUUCAAAAGAAAAACAACAAUUUUUUUUAAUAGUUUGUUUUUCUUCUUACAUCUGUGAUUCAAACUUUUUGCAGCGAAGUACCCGGCAGGGCAUAAACGAGUAUGUCCCAUUUUGGAAGCAGGCGGGAUGAUUAUUUCUCCAGAAGACAAAUAAAUAAAUGUAAUAAUCAACUGUGGUUGGAAGGCUGCUAGCCUGUCUUAGAAUGACUGUAUUCGACAAAGAACUCUGUUCACUUAGGAUGUUGCUCUCAUACCAUUUUUGAUGUCAUUAUCUGUGCAGCGGGCGAGGAAAGAACAGUCCUGCCAUUUUGCAGUGAAGGGAGAUUUAAGGCAACUGUGUCUUCCACCUGUGUGCUCCGGGGCUGGGAUGGCAAGCAGAGACCUAAAUGCUUUCUCAGACUCGGUUCCUCAUUUGCAAAGCAUGAAUGGCCCUGCUCAGCUCCCCUCACCUCACAGUGCUAGUGUGUGUAGAUAUUCAUUCAUUCCGCCGUGGUUCAUUCUUCCUACCAGUGUUUGUUGAACGCCUGUUACAUGCCCCAAGCUGUAGUGGACGGAAGAGAGGGCUACACCUAACACCUGGUGGACCUGAUGUUCUGGUAGGGGGGAAGGGGGGGCAGGCGGGAGGUGGUGUAGACAGAAAAUCAUAAACUGUCAGUUAAGGCGGUGGGAAGAGCAUGAAGAAAGGAAGUGGGGCAGGCAGGUGUCAGGCCAGGGAUGGGGCGCUUGGGGGUGGGACCAGAAGGGACCAUGUGAGGAGGGGCCACAGCGCAGACCAGUGCUAUGAGGGAGCCUCUGGUAGAACUGGGCAGGGUGGUACCUGCCCUACCAGGCAGAUGGUGGCAAGUGCAAAGGCCCUGGGGUAGGAUGAGCCCAGGAUGGGACAGGCCAGUGUGGCCGUGCAGGCGGGGCAGCAGGGGCUAGGCACCCAGCAGAGAUUUUAUUCCGAGUGCCUUGUGGAUGAGUGCCUUAUGGAUGCCGCUGAGGGGCUUUGAGCAGUGGUGGGGCAGAGCAGUGGUGGGGAUGCCACUGAGGGGCUUUGAGCAGUGGUGGGAUGGAGCUGGCUUCACAGGAAUCCAGGCCCAGCCUGUUUCCACUCCACGUAGCUUGGAGGCAGAAGGGGAGAUGGGGCAGCACAGAGCCAGAUCCAGAGCCAGGCAGGCCUGCUGGGAAAUGUGUGGUGGGUGACUAGAGUUGCUGUUUACUGAAGUGCAGGUGAUGGCUGUGUCCUGGGUGUGGAGGUGACUAGAGGGACUCAGAGGCCCUGUAGACCAGACAUCUUCAUACUCCCUCUCAGAGUGGGAGAAGCCCCUGCCCUGGGCCCAUGUCCACUCCUCAAAAGGCUCCUCCUAAGGACAGAUCCCUCUUGCAGUGGCGGGCCCAGGGGUGUGGGAACCAUGGGGUCCCAGCAGAUGUGAGGGUGUUGGGGAGUGAGUGGCUCCCCUAGGGCCACAGGCCUGUAGUAUGUGGGAGCCUCUGCCUGCGGCAUUCAUGGUGAUCGUUGAUGGCAAGUUGAUCUUUGAUGAAUUCAGACUCGGAACUCGAGAGGAUGUGGCACUGGGGGACUCUGCUGUGACCAAGCCUCUUCUGCUCCCAUCUCCUUAUUUCUGGAACUGGCUUCUCUGCGCUCACAUUUCUAGAAAGAGGAAUAGGGACAGAGGUGAGCAUUUGUCCGUCAUGUGUGGACUGAUCGGGGGCGGAGCUCUUUCUCUUCUGUGAAACACAGCUUUCAUGUUAGAUGGUGUUGUCAAAGCGCAGACUGUUCCUGUUUUGACUGGUGGCGUUUCAGUUGCGGUCUCACCACAUAAGGAGGUUUUGUUCGAGCUGGACCGCUUAUAUGGUGCUGGUCCCUAAGAUCACAGUACCGUGUUUUCACUCGACCUUUUCCACGUUGAGAUAUGUUCAGAUAAACAAAUACUGUGAUGUUACAGGUGCCUACAGUAUUGUGAAUAGUCAGGUGCUGUACAGGUUCGUAGCCUAGGUGUGUAGCAGGCUGUCCCAUCUAGGGUUGUGUAUGCACACUAACUACAGAAUCGCACAGCAAUGUAUUUCUCAGGGUGUAUCACCACCGUCGAGCACAUGUGACUACUGCAGUGACAGUCACCACCGUCGAGCACACGCGACUACUGCAGUGACAGUCACCACCAUGGAGCACACGCGACUCUACUGCAGUGACAGUCACCACCAUGGAGCACACGUGACUACUGCAGUGACAGUCACCACCAUGGAGCACACGUGACUACUGCAGUGACAGUCACCACCAUGGAGCACACGCGACUCUACUGCAGUGACAGUCACCACCAUGGAGCACACGUGACUACUGCAGUGACAGUCACCACCAUGGAGCACACACGACUCUACUGCAGUGACAGUCACCACCAUGGAGCACACACGACUCUACUGCAGUGACGGUCACCACCAUGGAGCACACGCGACUCUACUGCAGUGACAGUCACCACCAUGGAGCACACGUGACUACUGCAGUGACAGUCACCACCAUGGAGCACACGCAACUCUACUGCAGUGACAGUCACCACCAUGGAGCACACGUGACUACUGCAGUGACAGUCACCACCAUGGAGCACACGCGACUACUGCAGUGACAGUCACCACCAUGGAGCACACGCGACUACUGCAGUGACAGUCACCACCAUGGAGCACACGUGACUACUGCAGUGACAGUCACCACCAUGGAGCACACGUGACUACUGCAGUGACAGUCACCACCAUGGAGCACACGUGACUACUGCAGUGACAGUCACCACCAUGGAGCACACGCGACUACUGCAGUGACAGUCACCACCAUGGAGCACACGCGACUACUGCAGUGACAGUCACCACCAUGGAGCACACACGACUACUGCAGUGACAGUCACCACCAUGGAGCACACGCGACUCUACUGCAGUGACAGUCACCACCAUGGAGCACACGUGACUCUACUGCAGUGACAGUCACCACCAUGGAGCACACGCGACUCUACUGCAGUGACAGUCACCACCAUGGAGGACACGUGACUACUGCAGUGACAGUUCAAUCCAAGAGAAGUUAGCACAACCCCGUGGUUGUAGAAAAUCAAGACAAAUUCCAUUUAUUUGCACGUUCGUGUUGCAAAAAGAUACAGUGGGGAAUCAGUAGAGUAAUUUUAAGCACGAAUAUACGACACCACGUUUGCAUUUUGUGGUAACAGAGAUAAUUCCUGGAGGAAGAAGGGGACACUUUCUGGCCCUUAAAGAAGAGCCCCUCAUGUUCGUCAUAAAUAGAUGGCCGUGGCUGUCACGUUGUCGUGCCUAGAUUCCGAUAGGUGUCAGCGAUGGCUGAAGAUGGGAGUGAAGAGAUCAUGUUCAUCUGGUGUGAAGACUGCAGCCAGUACCACGACUCCGAAUGUCCCGAGCUGGGCCCAGUGGUCAUGGUCAAAGACUCCUUUGUGUUAAGCAGGGCAAGGUCAUCCCUUCCUCCCAACUUGGAGAUCAGACGGCUGGAAGACGGAGCUGAGGGGGUGUUCGCCGUCACUCAGCUCGUCAAGCGGACACAGUUUGGUCCCUUUGAGUCCAGGAGGGUCGCCAAAUGGGAAAAGGAGUCCGCGUUUCCCCUGAAGGUGUUCCAGAAGGACGGACACCCCGUGUGCUUUGACACCUCCAACGAGGAUGACUGCAACUGGAUGAUGCUGGUGCGGCCGGCGGCGGAGGCUGAGCACCAGAACCUGACGGCCUACCAGCACGGCAGCGACGUGUACUUCACCACCUCCAGGGACAUCCCCCCGGGCACCGAGCUGCGCGUGUGGUACGCUGCCUUCUAUGCCAAGAAGAUGGACAAGCCCAUGCUGAAGCAGGCCUGCUCUAGCGCCCACGCUGCAGGCACCCCAGAAAACAGCGCCCCCAUGGAGUCGGAGCCCAGCCAGUGGGCGUGUAAAGUGUGUUCUGCUACCUUCCUGGAGCUGCAGCUCCUCAAUGAGCAUCUCUUGGGUCACUUGGAACAAGCCAAAAGCCUUCCUCCAGGCAGCCAGAGUGAGGCAGUGGCUCCCGAGAAGGAGCAGGAUGCACCCCGGGGGGAGAUCCCUGCAGUGCCCGAGAGCCAGAACAUUGCCACCAAAGAACAGAAGAAAAAGCCUCGAAGGGGGAGAAAACCCAAAGCGUCCAAAACCGAGCAGCCUCUAGUCACCGUGGAAGACAAGGAGCCUGCAGAGCAAGUGGCAGAGAUCAUUACCGAGGUCCCUCCGGAUGAGCCUGUGAGUGCAGCGCCGGACCAGCGGAUCGUGGAGCUGGUUCUGGGGAAGCUGGCCACUGCCACCACCGCCACCACCACCACUGACGCCAGCUCAGUGCCAAAGUUCACCCAUCAUCAGAAUAACACCAUCACGCUCAAGAGGAGCUUAAUUCUCUCGAGCAGACAUGGCAUCCGGCGCAAGCUCAUCAAGCAGCUCGGGGAGCACAAGCGGGUUUACCAGUGCAACAUCUGUAGCAAGAUAUUCCAGAACAGCAGCAACCUGAGCAGGCACGUGCGCUCGCAUGGUGACAAGCUGUUUAAGUGCGAGGAGUGUGCAAAAUUAUUCAGCCGCAAAGAGAGCCUAAAGCAGCACGUUUCUUACAAGCACAGCAGGAACGAGGUGGACGGCGAGUACAGGUACCGCUGCGGCACGUGUGAGAAGACCUUCCGCAUCGAGAGCGCGCUGGAGUUCCACAACUGCAGGACAGGACUCAUAGCACACCCUGGAGAGGGGGGGCCUGGCGGCAGUCGGCUUAGAGACCUACCAGAUGACAAGACGUUCCAGUGUGAGAUGUGUUUCAGAUUCUUCUCCACCAACAGCAACCUCUCCAAGCACAAGAAGAAGCACGGUGACAAGAAGUUUGCCUGUGAGGUCUGCAGCAAGAUGUUCUACCGCAAGGACGUCAUGCUAGACCACCAGCGCCGGCACCUGGAAGGCGUGCGACGGGUGAAGCGAGAGGACCUGGAGGCCGGCGGGGAGAACCUGGUCCGCUACAAGAAGGAGCCCUCCGGGUGCCCAGUGUGUGGCAAGGUGUUCUCCUGCCGGAGCAACAUGAACAAGCACCUGCUCACCCACGGCGACAAGAAGUACACGUGUGAGAUCUGCGGGCGCAAGUUCUUCCGUGUGGACGUGCUCAGGGACCACAUCCACGUCCACUUCAAGGACAUCGCGCUGAUGGAUGACCACCAGAGGGAGGAGUUUAUCGGCAAGAUCGGGAUCUCCUCUGAAGAAAACGACGACAAUUCGGACGAGAGCGCAGACUCGGAGCCUCACAAGUACAGCUGCAAGCGGUGCCAGCUCACCUUCGGCCGGGGAAAGGAGUACCUGAAGCACAUCAUGGAGGUGCACAAGGAGAAGGGCCAUGGCUGCAGCAUCUGCAACCGCCGCUUCGCGCUGAAGGCCACCUACCACGCCCACAUGGUCAUCCACCGUGAGAACCUGCCGGACCCCAACGUGCAGAAGUACAUCCACCCCUGCGAGAUCUGUGGGCGCAUCUUCAACAGCAUAGGGAACCUAGAGCGCCACAAGCUCAUCCACACAGGUGUGAAGAGCCACGCCUGUGAGCAGUGUGGGAAGUCCUUCGCCAGGAAGGACAUGCUGAAGGAGCACAUGCGUGUGCACGACAAUGUCCGCGAGUACCUGUGCGCCGAGUGUGGGAAAGGCAUGAAGACUAAGCACGCGCUGCGCCACCACAUGAAGCUACACAAGGGCAUCAAGGAGUACGAGUGCAAGGAGUGCCACCGCAGGUUCGCGCAGAAGGUCAACAUGCUCAAGCACUGCAAGCGGCACACGGGGAUUAAAGAUUUCAUGUGUGAAUUAUGUGGGAAGACCUUCAGCGAGAGGAACACCAUGGAGACCCACAAGCUCAUCCACACAGUGGGCAAGCAGUGGACGUGCUCAGUGUGUGACAAGAAGUACGUGACCGAGUACAUGCUUCAGAAGCACGUGCAGCUCACACACGACAAGGUGGAGGCGCAGAGCUGCCAGCUGUGCGGGACGAAGGUGUCCACCAGGGCCUCCAUGAGCCGGCACAUGCGGCGUAAGCACCCCGAGGUGCUCGCAGUGAGGAUUGACGACCUGGACCACCUCCCGGAGACCACCACCAUCGAUGCCUCCUCCAUCGGCAUUGUCCAGCCUGAGCUGACUCUGGAGCAGGAAGAUUUGGCCGAAGGGAAGCACGGGAAAGCCACCAAGAGAAGUCACAAGAGAAAGCAGAAGCCGGAAGAGGAAGCGGGCGCUCCAGUGCCUGAGGACACCACCUUCAGCGAAUACUCAGAGAAAGAGACCGAGUUCACAGGCAGCGUAGGCGAUGAGACCAACUCCGCCGUGCAGAGCAUUCAGCAGGUAGUGGUGACCCUGGGCGACCCAAAUGUGACCACACCGCCCAGCUCAGUCGGCUUGAGCAACAUCACCGUGACCCCCAUCAGCACUGCAGCUGGGACUCAGUUUACCAAUCUGCAGCCGGUGGCCCCCGAGCGCCAGUUACAGCUGGACAGCUCGGUCCUGACCGUGACCUUCGAUGCCGUCAGCGGCUCUGCCAUGUUGCACAGCCGGCAAAGUGACGUCCAGAUCCACCCCCAGCCCGAAGCCUCGAACCCACAGUCUGUGGCCCACUUCAUCAAUCUGACCACCCUGGUCAACUCCAUCACGCCCCUGGGGAGCCAGCUCAGUGACCAGCACCCCCUUACAUGGCGGGCAGUGCCCCAGACUGACGUCCUGCCGCCCCCGCAGCCGCAGGCGGCCCCGCAGCAGGCAGCCCAGCCCCAGGUGCAGGCGGAGCAGCAACAGCAGAUGUACAGCUACUGAGCUGCCUUAACCAGACUCGGGCAGGGACUGCAGAGGGAGGUUUUCUGUUUAGAUUUGUUUGCUGGAUACCAAACAAACAAAGUCACGCAUUGCAAUGGAAGGUUGACUUAGCUUUGCAGAGUCUCUCCAGAUCCCCCCAGCAACCAUUGCGGGCUGUCAGCUUAACUCCAGAAGUGACCUCUGGCAGGCUGGCCUUUUAAACUAGCUGAGGUUCCACACUAUGCCUUACCAAGGCAGCAAGUCCUGGGCGGGGGCUGCAGCCACUGCCCCUCCCAGAACCAGUGUUCGCUUGUCACACGGUUUGGGAAAGUGAAGCCGAGGGAGAAGCAGGAUUGUCAGAGGCAGGAGAUAAGUUAUUAGAAACACAAACGCUCAUCUUCUUUCCUUCAGAUCUUAGUUCCUGUAGAGGACACAGGCAGUCUUCACAGGUGGCAGCAGGCAGCAGGAAUGUUCUGUCCUCGCUUCCGGAUCGUUUUGCAAGGGAGCAGAUAGAAGUCACAGUAACAUCUAUUCUCUCUGAACUCUGAGUUGAGUCGGUUCCUAGACAGCUAUGGGCUGAAACCACAUGUGAGGCGUGCUGAGCCGCACGUGACCCUCCAGCCUUCAAGGUCAUCGUGGGCAGGGGUCACAUGAGGUCACGGACUCUGCCUCCAAAGGCAUCUUAGUAUUAUCCGUGAAUCGAUUUCCAAUAGAGUUUUUUCCUUUUUUUUAAACUUGAUUUCAAACGUACAUUAUGUAUUCAAGACUGUUACGGCCAACAUUAUGUCUUAGUUUUACGUUAACAUGAGAAAGUCGUGUGCACUGUAGGACCGCUGGUCCCUGUCCGCCCUCCACAGCUGCCCAGAUGCAGGGGGUCGCACGCUGUGGUGAGGAGUGAGCCUCCCUGCUGCCCCCAGCGGCUCCUCCGGGCUCCGGGUUGUCUCAGGAUUCUCUACAAUCCAAAUGUGUUCAUUCUGGCUGAAGCCCAGCCAGAAUCCCCUGAGUGGAAAAAACAGGGAAAAUUCAUGUUUUCCUUCUGUUUAAACUUUAAUUCCAAAGGUUGGUGUAUUCAAAGACCAGUUUCCUAUAAAAAUAAUGAAGGAGUUUGGCUCUUUACAGUGGAAAAGUGUAGGUAUUUCUGAAACACAGAGAAAAUGCUAUUUCCUGCCAGAGCUACUGAAAGCAGAGGUUAGUUCACUCAUAGAAGCAUGAAUUGCCCCUGAAACUGAAUGUGCGGCUGACAGCCAGGUCUGCCUGUGUGGGGACACAUGCUGUCAUGUUGUGUACCAGUUUUCCUGGUACACAAGUUCCUCCCCAGGCAGUUUCCGGGGGCAGGGGCCAGGGCAGGGUGGCAGCCAGCCCUCCUGCUGCCACCAUGGAAACACUGAGAGGUGUGGGGAGAGGUUUGUUCUUAACUUUCCUGGUACUCUUUUGAACGCCGAUCGCAGUGAGAGGAUACACCUGCCUUAACGUGUCUGUCUUUGCCAGUUGUCCCAGGUCCUGUACUCAUGGGGGUCCAUCUUGAAGAAACACUGACAUGGCUCAGUGACUGACAGCGAGCAGUCCCGGUGUUACCAGCAAAGCAAAGGAUGGUUGUGUUUUUCAGAAUGCAGCCUUCUCAGCAUUUCACCGCACUCCAAACAGCAGACUCUUGAAGAUGGGGCUGGAAUUUGUUUUGUGCAAUAUAUGCCUUCAUGAACUAAGGGAAGUUCCUCCCCAGGCAGCAGGCAGAAGGCUCUGCAGGGCUCACCUCACCCGCCAUCACUUGUGCCCAGCUCUCACCUCUCGGUUGAAUUAAUAGUGGGAGAUCAUUUGACUUUUAAUUUAUGAGAAUGAUUUUAUGUUAAUAUUUAUGUAUAUAAUUAACUGUUUUAUACAUAGUAGUUUCAUCAAAUGAAUUGGGCUCGGGUGAUAUUGUCUCCAUUCUCCAGAUACAAGUGGUCCAGGCAUCCAUGGAAUCAGCAGGAGACCAGGGCUCCUAAGAUAUAUUUUUUAAAAUCAAUAUCGAGUUUUUUUUGCCUUUGCCCAAUCUAAAGGGCAGAUGACCUCGCACAGACUCCCAACAGGCCUUGGGCUCACGACGAACCAUCCACUAGCAUUGAUCUUUGAUUCCUCUUCCCUAUAAAAUAAAGGCCUUGGAAAUCAGUUUUAUUUUUUUAAAGAAGUUGUUUUAGUGCCUAGAGUAAGACCGCAUCAAAUGUUUUUACAGAACCUAAUUUAGAUUGCGUGGUGUAUACCACUGUUUCUCUCAGACACCUCAUACUUCUUGUUAUAAGUGAGAAUUCUAAAGAAAAAUCAAACUCCCAAGUUUUCUGUAAACGUACGUGGUCUUAAUAGGGUCCCUGUCCGAGGCAAAGUGGGUUGUCUUAAAGCAACUGUUACAGAUUUGCAUAAAAGAACCCAGAUAGCAAAAUACAACAGCCAAGUACCACCCAGCCAGAAGAGUCCUCAGCCGGACGCGGUUCUGCAUAGUGAUCAUCUUUUUCUGACUGAUCCAAGGUGCACAGAUGUAUCCAUAAAGGAAGACGUUAGAUUCAGCCGCUGCGGCCACCAGGCUCUGUGGGCCCAUCUCAGUGGAGGGUUUGUUUGGGACCUGUGGCUCUGUGCAGCUGUGCGCAGUGCCUUCCACUGGUGGGGCUCUUGGAGACAGGCCACAGGUACAGCCGCUCCCCGUGAAUCCCGGUCUCCGGGUUGAGAAGGGGCCCGGGCCUCCGGAAUGCUCUAGUGUGUGAUGUGUUCUCAGGAAAACGUUCUGUGCCAAGUGCCGCCUCACUGUGUCCAGCGUGGAAUGGUGCUGGAGGGCCCGGCGCAGAAGGCAGACCUCCCAUUCCUCUACCGUUCCUGUCUGCAGCAUCCAAAGGCGGAAGGCUCAUGACUUCCCUGUUAGAGGCGGCGUCUCGGACUUUCCCGUUGGAUUUUGAGGCAUUAAGUUGGUGUGGAGAUGUUGGGUGUAUUUUGUGUCCCAUCAGUUUGUAUGAUGAUGAAUAAAAGGUGCUGUGACCCUUGUUUUUCA
Callithrix jacchus (white-tufted-ear marmoset) is the source of this 10486-nucleotide messenger RNA. The record is from RefSeq and is a predicted model, not a curated record. Lineage: Eukaryota; Metazoa; Chordata; Mammalia; Primates; Cebidae.